UCAGUGAAUUCUCGAAAGAGUUAAGGUUCGCCUGUAUCCGGAUAAUGUUAUAAAAGGAAAUCAGCAGGCUACAAAACUUUCAGCGGCAUUUUUUAUAACCUCAACGCUACAGUGCUUUUAUGUGAAAAUGCCGCCAACGAAAAAGACUGAUUUAGACAAAUUAGCAUGGGCUUGGGUGGAAGGUGUGGUGUCAGAUCAAAUAGAAAGAAUACAUUUGGAGACUGCCUAUAGGAUAGGUUUAAAAGCAUGUAAAAAUUGCAAACGUAACUGCACAAAUAAUCCACAAUGCUUGACGGGAUUAGGAGAAGAGAAGUACAUAAAAUCACAACCUACGGAAGUGAUGUCCUUAGAAAGUUCUUUAUCCGAACUACGUGAUCCUACACAGUAUGUGGGUUUAAAGAAUUUAGGUGCAACCUGUUAUGUUAACAGUUUAAUUCAAAUGUGGUUCCACAAUGAAGAUAUGAGGAGGAUAAUAUACAAAUGGAGUAUCGAGGAAGAUCCGGAGGAGAAGGAGGCGGCGUGUCAAGCGGAGAAGUUGGGAGCGCCGUAUCAUCCAGUGACAGCGGUAGGCCAGCUGCAGUAUAUAUUUGCAAUGAUGCAAUUCGGAAAUCGUCGGCUGCUCGAUCCGCUGAAUCUUGCGAUCGCGUUGUCGUUGGACACUAGAACUCAGCAGGACGCACAGGAAUUCUCCAAGCUGCUACUCUGUCAUAUCGAAGGGAAACUCCAACAAAACUCAGACCUGAAGCAGAUGCUGCAGAAGCUGACGCAAGGGAAAUACAGCUAUAUCAAUUGUUGCUCGAAAUGCGGAACUGAAUAUCCAACGUCCACCACGUUCUACGAGCUGGAUCUUCAGCUAGCAGCCACGUUGAAAGAAGCGGUUGAGAAAUACUUGUCCGUGGAACAACUGACCGGACCGAAUCAAUAUCAUUGCGUCACGUGCAACGACAAAAAGGAUGCUCGCCGAUUUAUACGUUUAGAAUCUCUCCCAGAAACGUUGAAUAUACAGUUGAUGCGCUUCGUGUUUCAUAGAGAUUCCGGACAGAAAAGGAAGUUAAACUCUUUCAUACAAUUUCCUGAGGAUUUCGAUAUGUCGGAAUACGUUAGGGCUCCACCGCAAACGCAUUUCUACAGUCUCGUCGCAGUUUUGAGUCACAAAGGUCCGUCUGCCCAUUCGGGUCAUUAUAUUGCGAAUAUUUGUAACUCGAACGGAGAAUGGUAUCAAUUUAGCGACGAUAAGGUGGAAAAAAUGCAGAAUAAAAGAAUCGAGGAUGGAGCUACCGAAACUUCGAAAGUUGUAAAACGAGGACGCAUACCGAAAGGCUUCCUGUCAUCAAAUACUGCGUAUAUGUUGGUUUAUAAAAGAGUUACAUCGGAGAAGCGAGCAAUUAAUACGAAGAAGAGCAAGCCGAAAAGAUCGGAGUCAGAAACCAACGGUGCCCACGAGGUGACGAAAGUAAAAUCGGAUUCUUUGGACGAAGGAAAACAGAAGAGCGAUUCAGUUCCCGGCGCUUCUGAUGCAAACAGUUUCGAGAAACCAUCGAAAAUCAGCGAUCAAGUGGAACAGGAAGUGGAAGAAAAAGCGGAAGAAAAAGAAAACGUAGUCGUGUCUCUACCUAAGAAAGUGGAUACUGUUUUUAACGAACGAAACGGUAAGCACGAUGAGUUCGACGAUAAAGAAAAUCAACAGAACGCGCAUAUCAAGAAACUAGUUGUACAGAACUCUAAGGUCGACUAUAAACAUUUAAACGGUGCUGCGCACAGAGCCAUGAGCUGCGGUGAACGUGAUUUGUACGAAGAGAUGGAGUUUGAAAGCUGGGAAGUGAGUCCAACAUUGCGCGAGUUGGUGAGGCAGGAAAAUGUGAAACACGAGUUAAGCUUGCUGGCUAUUCAACAAGAGAAGCAAAAGGAGGUGGAAGAUCAGAACUUGAAGAGACAACUUGUGAUAGAUAUGUACGAUAUUAUUUCGAACACCGUUUCGUGGGAAAAGUAUCAGUGGAUUUCAAGCGAUUGGUUAUCGAAGUGGCUUAACGGGCACGUGCCCAAUGACGAAGUACCGCCCAUAGACAAUUCUUCGUUGAUGUGCACGCAUUUUCGACUCGAUCCGUUAAAAGUAAACCGCGCGAAGUGUAUACCUGCAGCGGCUGCCGAUUUGCUUUACGAGAAAUAUCGCGGGGGGCCUCGAUUGGACGAAACAUUUUUGUGCGAAGUUUGCGUGAAACGCCGUUACAAAUUGCUUCGCUUCAAGAUGUCGCUUGAACGAGACCACAAAGAAGUUAGCGAACUGGUUCGAAAUUUCAAAGAACCGAAUGAAACAAGCUACAUCGUGGCUGCUGAUUCGUUAAAAUCGUGGCGAAGACUCGCGAUGGAGAAGUUCACUGAAGAUAUGGAGCAGGCGAUCGAGAACGAAGACUGUCAAGAUUCGAAUAGUCCCCGGGAAGAUAGGAUGACCAGGAACAAGGAAACUGAAACGUUGACGGAAAUUAGGGAAGGCGAGGAGAACGAAGUUAUACUUUAUUUCAACGAGGAUUUACUUUGCGAGCAUGGUUCGCUGAAGACACCGGAUUCGACGAGAAAGAUAGUGCCUCGUGAAGCUUGGACGAUACUUCGAAAAUAUUUUCCACAAUCGAAGGAGUACCUCAUCGGGUCUGCGUCGUGUUCAAUUUGCGAAGAGAAGAUGGAGAACGCGCAGAAGGCGAAGAAAGACGACAAGAUAAAGGCGAAACAACAGAAGGACGAGCUGAUUGAUCUGUACCACGUCAGGAAUAGAAACGAGAUAUUUAAGUGUGAAGAACCGGAGAAACUAUUCUACAUCGUGGAGAGAGGAUUCCUGGACAGUUGGCGUUCCUUCGUUCGAUACGCCGAGGUGUAUUCGAAAACGCCGCCCGCCGGUAUCCGAAAUGCUGUGCUCCUCUGCGAACCGCAUAAAGGACUCUUGUACGCACCAAACGUCUACAGCGAUCUGUACACCGUGGUAACAGCCGAGGAGUGGGCAAAAUUGUUACAGUUUUACGACGUCGAUUAUCCAAUCAUCAUCAGAAGGAACGAUUCCAACCUCGAGACGGAUCCAGGCCUCUGCGGAGCUUGCAUGUUGGCCAGAAUGGAACAAGAGCGUCUCGAGAGCCUGAAGUACGACAGAGCAACAAUUUAUAUAAAAUGUGUGGACGAAUCAGAAGACACGAAGACGGAUAACGAGUCCGAGCCGACUACGAAGAGGCCGAAACUAGAGAACACGAGGCCGUCGAGGACCAGGCGGAACUUGAAAGGAUCGCAUGAGCUGAAAGUCUCUUCGAAGAUCACCUUGAAAGAGCUUAAAUUAAUGACGAUGCCGAUUUGCGGGGCAGGACCCUACGACCAACAUCUGAUGCUCGGUGAACACGAACUCACCGAUCACAAUCAGAGUCUCGCGGCGCUUGGUAUAUUCCCUGGGACGCUGCUCACAUUAAAGAUCGACACUCCGUUAGAGAACGAAGUGGACGUAACAGCGGACACGAGUAACCCCGAGUCAACCUCCCCGGAAAAGGGAUUCAAGGGAACGGAAUUGGUACCGAGUUGAUUUGUGACAUCGCAAAUCAAGGAAAUAGCAAAUUGUUUUCUGGUGGGCCGUUCAGUAAUGAUAGUCGAUUUAACAUAAUAUAUUUUUGUACACGAGUUAUCAUAUAUAUAUAUAUAUAUAGAUAUGUACUAUAUAAUAUAUAUGUACAUUAUAUGCGAAUACAUUAUCGGCCAAGUGUUUGGACCUAUCUUUUAAUCAUAUUAAUUGCGAAUUACUUUCGUGCCGCGUAUGAUAAUCAUGGCAUAUUUUAUUUUUAUGCAUUUUUAUUUGUAAAACUUUGAUAGUGUUUCGAUACAUUUGACCGGUAGUGUAUAUCUGUAUAUCAAUCUGUAUAUGGACUGGCGUGUUACCGGAGAUGUUAUUAAGGCGUAAGUGCACGAGAGCUGUUGUCUUCUAUUGUUAUUACCCUAAUUUUACGCACAGGCAACGGGGAGAAGGAAUGAGAGUGGAAUGAACGACGAUCGAGGAUAUCCAAAGACAAUUCGAUGUCCGUUUUGUAAUAGCUUCAUGUUUUAAUUACAGUUGGAGAGUGUAUGAUCGAGUACUGAGGAGAGGUGGUCUCUUGAAUGACCGACGUCUGAUGAUUUCUUUAAAACAUAACUCAUUUCCUUUUAAACCAGAAGACUUUUUUUAUUCUCUUAUAAUUGUCAUUUGCGCGAACCAUUCCUCCUCAAGUUUGGAGACAAACGAGUGGAGUACCUAUAUAUUGUCAUGUUUGAUAAGGUGCUGAUAGGAUUACUGGAAAAAUGAUGUAACGGUUCGUUCGAGAGAAAGACUCUAUUCAAGUUCACGCGAUCUUGAACACUUUUAGAUUUAUACGUAUAGCACGAGGGUGUGGUGAUGGAGGAACGAGUGAGAGUGCGUUACGGUGCCGAUGUAAGAGUAUAUGGUGUGUUUUACAAACGCCGGCGUUGGCGGUUCGCUUCUUCACAUUUUAGUGAACCCGUUAUCUGCCAGAUACCUUCCACGAGAUUUGCUUACGGUUCUGUGGACUCCAACAAUUUUUUGAUGGUUUUUUAUUUGAAUAAAAGUAGACCGUGGCAGCUAAUAGGGUGGCGCCGCGUUCGUUUCCGAGAUAUUAUUAUCUGCAAUCUCGUACCACUAUCGGUGCGUAAGUAAUGGUUACAGAUAGGUGCGUCGGAGAUGAUAUAGAGGAAUCAUAGAAAUAAUUUACUGUUCGUCGUAGAAGCUAUAAAUAAAACAGAGGCACGGUAGUACUGGUCAUGUACAAUAUACAUAUUGUAAAUCUAUGGAUCAUCCUGUAAAUUUAUCCUUUUAGGUUUAAGCAUAAGUUCGUAGCCUCCGCGGUUCUUUUCAAGCUGCACUUGGAUAACGUAUUAUAUAGUUUCUCGUCCAGUUUAUAUUAUAGCAACGUAAGUAAAAUAAUAAAGAGCAAAUAAAACAAUUAACAGGACAACAAAUAUUUUUUAAAAGAA
This is a messenger RNA of Ceratina calcarata, 4989 nucleotides long. Its product is annotated as ubiquitin carboxyl-terminal hydrolase 48. The transcript has 18 exons. The record is from RefSeq and is a predicted model, not a curated record. Gene Ontology annotation, cellular component: cytosol; nucleus. Bases 128 to 3553 code for a protein of 1141 amino acids. Gene Ontology annotation, molecular function: cysteine-type endopeptidase activity; cysteine-type deubiquitinase activity. Gene Ontology annotation, biological process: protein deubiquitination. Lineage: Eukaryota; Metazoa; Arthropoda; Insecta; Hymenoptera; Apidae.